AUGACGAGGUCAACUACUCGGAUCCUCCAGGCGAACAUAAACCACUGCGCCGGGGCGCAAGAUCUCCUCCUGCAGUCCAUGGCGCAGUGGUCGAUAGAUGUUGCCGUGGUCGCCGAGCCGUACUACGUCCCCCCCAGCCACAACUGGGCUGCGGACCUGGAUGGCUUGGUGGCCAUUAUAACAAAAGCAGGGGUAGAGGGCAUACCGCCCCCCUCCACGUUGUCGAGGGGUCAAGGCUAUGUGGCUGUCCUCUGGGGCGAAAUUACCCUGAUCGGGGUAUAUUUCUCCCCCAACAGAAGAGUCUCCGAGUUCGAAGCCUUCCUCAGCUCAGGCUCUCGUUGGGCAGACCUUACCGCGCCAGGUAGUUGUCGCAGGUGA
Molecule: messenger RNA, 378 nt
Organism: Cydia amplana
Lineage: Eukaryota; Metazoa; Arthropoda; Insecta; Lepidoptera; Tortricidae
Exons: 1
Coding region: 1-378 (125 amino acids)
Source: RefSeq, a predicted model, not a curated record